Molecule: messenger RNA, 2793 nt
Organism: Eufriesea mexicana
Lineage: Eukaryota; Metazoa; Arthropoda; Insecta; Hymenoptera; Apidae
Exons: 8
Coding region: 597-2144 (515 amino acids)
Cellular component (GO): plasma membrane
Molecular function (GO): GTP binding; calcium channel regulator activity; GTPase activity
Source: RefSeq, a predicted model, not a curated record
UUUCAGCAGGGCCUCGCCGGGACGAAGCGACCGCGGCUCUACGAAUAUCUCGAAAACAUCGUGAGACGUUCCAUCUCUUUCGCACGGUCCGAGCAAUGUUUUCCACUGUUCUGCCUCGUUGCAAAUGUGUCUCGUUGCGUCAGUCAUUAUAAACGAUGCGAAGAAUUUAUUCGAGAAUUCUCCUCGAUCCACGUGAGAAGCGAAGCUGCGUUCUACAUAACAUGAUCCGUUGAUCUUUUCACACGUAUUAUACAGUGCUUUCACGGCAGAAUAUCAGACUGUUUUAAUUGAAUCGAUGGGCUUUUAGUAUCGUCCGAUAUUGUAAUUAUUCGGAAGAAUAAAUUGAAUUUAUCGAGCCAGUAAGAAAGAGAAAAAUAAAAGAUCGUGAAAGAUAGAGACAAAGACAGUUGUUUCUCGUAUUUCCUUUUAGUUUCGCGAGGUUAUUCUUGAUUCUGUUAAGGGUUUCGAGAGUAUCGUGAUAUUGUGGUGACUUUUUUCGAAGCAACGAAUGGAUGGGUUGUUGAAAAGAAUGUUGAAAGAGGUUAAGUGCUAAAUUACGCGGUUAAAGCGAUUUCUUGAACUGGCUGCUGUAAUAUAUGGCAACGUCAACUGUGUCGGGUCAUCAUGAAGCCGUCAAGAAAAAUUCCACGGAGCUUCUUGAUCGGAUUUCCAUGAACAGCUGUCCGCCAAGCAGUUUCCCUGACAAGUUUCAAGACUUCUUUGCCGCCCUUAACGAAGACUCGGACGAUCUACCCAGCAUGCUCGAGGAUAAGUUGAUACCCAGAAAGCAGGAGGCCUCGAACUGCGACUCGAAGAGCAGACGAUGGAGCAAGAGGGCGUUCCAAAGGAGGAGCAGCGAGGUCGAGGUUCGUCUGCAUCGCACCUCGUUGACAGGGUCUCAGGGACACUCCAGCGUGGAUGGUCCAAAGUCACCGACACCUUCCAGACGUCGCAGCUCCAGCAUAGCUGUCGCCAGACCGACUCCAGACCUGCACAGGUUCCUGCAAGCAGAAGCUGGACCCUGGGGCCACCUGUCGCCCUCGCCUAGAAGCCCCACCAGAACUCCAGCAAUAAGUCCUGGAGCAGUGUCCUCGUCGUCUCACUUGAGUCCAGGGGCAAGUCCAGGUGGUCCAAGCCCGACCAGUCCAGCUGGUCCAAUCGGCUCAGCUUCUGGCUCCAGAGUUCCAGUGCCAAGGCAAUAUCGCGGACGAACGAGCAGUAUGCCAGCAGUUCCACGUCACAAGCCGAUGCUCGCUGAAACGAAACGUAGCGGCGCUGGCGGGGCCGACGAAGGAGAAGAGAAUGGCGUGGAAUAUUACAGACUCAGAUCGUUUUCUAUAACAGCGAAUGGGGUGUAUAACCUCGGUGAUUCGUUGAAGAGCCGACGUAGCAAGAGUAUCAACAGUGUCACAUCCUCGGGUACAAGCUGCAGCAGCACCAGGGAAGUCAGGCUAUUAAGUUCAACGUCGCAGCUUUCAGGCAUAGAGGCCGAGGAGGACACAUGUAACGAACAAGUAGCCACUUACAAGGUUGGCAUGCUCGGUGCAUCAGGAGUUGGCAAAACCGCCCUCACCGCGCAAUUCACCACCAGCGAUUACAUUUGCGCCUACGACACUUCUCUAGAUGAGGAAUACGGACAGAAAAGCGUUUCUGUGAUGCUCAAUGGCCAAGAAACGGAACUGGAGAUUAUAGAUCACCCUGCGGCAGAGAUGUCGGUCGAGACGUUCUGUUCGACGUACAAUCCGGACGUUUACGUGGUAGUUUACUCCGUGGUGGACAGGCGAAGCCUGAAAAUGGCCGAAGAAACGCUGCUGUACUUGUGGAAGAGCGACUACAUGGCUAGCCGUGGUGUGAUUCUCGUCGGGAACAAAGUUGAUCUCGAGCGGAAACGCGAGGUCCCAUCUGUCGUUGGCCGACGUUUGGCGAAUAACUGCGGCUGCAAGUUCAUCGAAACUUCAUCAGGCCUUGCCCAUCACGUGGAUGAGCUACUGGUCGGCAUUCUGGCGCAGAUUAAGCUGAAUCCUCAACGGGACCGGGACCAAGCUACCAGACGAAGGAGAAGCAAGCACCGUAGGAGGAUCCUGAAACAUCUGUUGGGCUUUAAGAGGAAAACGAAGAGCUGCGAGGACCUCUUCGUUCUCUAACGUUUCCCUUGCUCGAGUAACGACCUGAGCAUUCGGUUUGUCGAUCGUUUAGUUUUCCUUCAUUUUGUUUUUUUUUUUUUUCACGUACCUAAGAAUCGAUAUCUAGUAGAGAAACAGAACAUGGAAGAAGCUGGAUAAAUUAGCCUAAAAUGUGUAAGAGUCUGAAGAGCUACGAAGCGUCUGAAGAUUAUCGUUUACGAGGAACAGAAAGCUGUUCGAGGGAAGUAACUUCGUGGUGGCGCUAGUGUGUGGACCUCUGCAAUCGGUAAACUGGUACACUAUGUUAUCGACGCCGAUUUGAAUAAAUUGUAUGGGAAACUUCCUCGAGCAGGUGAAUCUGGAAAUGAAAUCGAAGAAGGAAUGUGAUAUCUUCAAUCUUGAAUAUGUCCGACUUCGAAGAGAAGAUUCAGGUUGAAGUCGAGGGAGUAUGAGUUUGUAGAAAUAACAUGGAAGAUAUUUUCUGUCACGGUUCAUGUGAAUGAACUGUGGACUUUGCUUUCAGAUGCCUCGUGUGAAGAACAGUAUUGUAAAACUGCAAUGAAGAUUUUAAAGAUACGAUUAAGAAUUACUUCAUCCUUGAUGCUAAGUUAGUUUGUCUUAGAAUUUAUUAUGGAGUUUUUCGCACGCAGUUCCCUAUAUUUUCGUGUGA